CGCGAUCUGGGAGACUGGGAAAUCCGCAGUUUUGCCAACAGCGCCAUUCAAGCGUGUUAUAAGUACGUGACAAGUAAUUGUUGAGAGUUAGUGACCUUGUAUAGGAAGGUACUCGAUAUAAGUUCUCUCAAGUGACUCCUUCCAAAACCGUUUUCGCACAAAACGGAUUACUCUACACUACUUGAGCAAGCACGAUGAGUGAGGUUGACUCGUAUGCCAGGGAACCCACACGAAGGCAUGACAUGACCGUCAACGCACCUCAACCGUACAAUGCUGAGCCACCUGUUGAAAUUAUUCGCAGCCAUUAUGUCACACCAACAGAUUACUUCUAUGUUCGGAACCAUGCACCAGUACCUGAUAUCAACCCACACAAGUACAAAUUUGUAGUUGAUGGAAUGGUGGCUAAACCGAGGGAAGUGUCCCUGCACGAGCUCAAGGCAAAGUAUACCCAUCAUACAGUUAUGUGUACUCUCAUGUGUGCUGGGAACAGACGAACAGAGAUGUCUAACCUAAAAACGGUGAAGGGAGUAGGCUGGGGCAAUGCUGCUCUGAGCAAUGCCAUCUGGAAAGGGGUACGCCUCUGUGAUGUACUGGAGGAUGUUGGAGCUGAAAUGGAUAAUCCACAUUUGCAUGUUGACUUCUAUGGCGGUGAUCCAUGUGUUGAGGAGAAUUAUAAGAAAGGUUAUGGUUCAUCGAUACCUAUGAGCAAAGCUGCAGAUCCCCAGGGGGAUGUGAUUCUUGCUUUUGAGAUGAAUGGAGAGCCGCUACCUCGUGACCAUGGCUUUCCAGUGAGGGUGAUAGUACCUGGCUACAUUGGUGCACGGAGUGUCAAGUGGCUAAAGUCGAUUACAGUCAAAAGUGAUGAAUCGGAAAGCUUCUUCCAGAGAAGAGAUUACAAAGUGUUUUUGCCAUCGGUUAACUGGGAUAAUGUUAAUGAUUGGUGGGACAGAACACCUUCACUGGCAGGAUUGUCAGUGCAGGCUGCUAUUACAAACCCAAAGCUUUCUGAAGCUAUCGCCACUGGAUCUUCAUACACAGUCAGCGGGUAUGCCCUGUCGGGUGGAAAUAGAAUUGUGAGAGUCGAUAUAUCGCUGGAUGGAGGUAAAUCCUGGCAGACUGCUCGUAUCUUUCCUGGUGAAGAAAAGGGACAUGACAACCGUUACUGGGCCUGGGCUUUCUGGGAUUUCCAUGUUGACCAAUUCCCUUCACCAUGUGAAAUUGUCUGUAAAGCAUUGGACAUUGGUAACAACGGCAUGCCUGAUGAUCUGGCACAGAUUUGGAACCUUCGUGGAGUUAUGAAUAACUCAUGGCACCAUGUGAGUGUGCCUGCCAAAUCCAAGUACUGAUCAUCUCGACAAAUGCAACAGGCCAGACAGGUGCUUGUGAGAGUGCAGGCAAACAGUGCUAAGCAGGGGCCCGUUGUCAGAAACAAAAUUAGUCUUAACAUUAGUCUUAACAAUUUUCCUAGACCGUCGACAUCACUU
Priapulus caudatus is the source of this 1484-nucleotide messenger RNA. RefSeq names its product sulfite oxidase, mitochondrial-like. The record is from RefSeq and is a predicted model, not a curated record. The transcript is spliced from 11 exons. Gene Ontology annotation, cellular component: mitochondrion. The coding region runs from base 195 to 1346 and encodes 383 amino acids. Gene Ontology annotation, molecular function: molybdenum ion binding; oxidoreductase activity; molybdopterin cofactor binding. NCBI's taxonomy places the organism in Eukaryota, Metazoa, Priapulida, Priapulimorpha, Priapulimorphida, Priapulidae.